Naegleria lovaniensis is the source of this 1659-nucleotide messenger RNA. RefSeq lists its product as uncharacterized. Bases 1 to 1659 code for a protein of 552 amino acids. The record is from RefSeq and is a predicted model, not a curated record. The transcript has a single exon. Gene Ontology annotation, molecular function: protein binding. NCBI's taxonomy places the organism in Eukaryota, Heterolobosea, Eutetramitea, Acrasida, Naegleriidae.
AUGAAACGUCUCCCCUCUCUUUCGUUCAACUGGCUGACCAAACAACGCAAACCUCUAGGUUUCUUGAGAGUCAGCUGUCUUGCGCCCUCUGUGGUCGGAAAUGUGUCAACACUCUUUUCUCCUCACAAUAACAGCUGUCAUUUCACAAACGUUGGAUACAAGACCUCUCAUCGACUGCUUCACAUCAAUUCCGACCGUCCUAUGCAUGAUACAGCACCAGAAAGCAAAAAGAAUCUUGAAGAUCUUCACAUAAAAGCGUCGGAAGAAAACAAUGUACAAGCACAAGUAGAAUUGGGUGUUGCAUAUGCUACGGGAGAAAAUGGGUUGAAACAAGAUUUCUCUAAAUCCUUUCAUUAUUUAUCGAUGGCAGCGGAACAUAACCAUCCCGAUGCACUGUUUUACUUGGGUUAUUUGUUGCUUUCUCUCGGAGCAACUGGGAAGGAUGAGAACAAGGCUGUUCAUUAUUUGGAAUUGGCUGCAGAACUCAAUCAACCAGAGGCUCUCUUCUUUUUAGGCCAGAGUUAUUUGAAGGGAAAACAUGGUCUUAUUCUCGAUUACAAGAAAGGCAUGACUCUUCUUGAUCGUGCUGCGGAACUGGGUAGUGUGGACGCUUGUUUCAAUAUGGCAGUAAUCUACCAUCAUGGACUUCCAAGAUUGAUAGAGCCAGAUAUUGCAAGGGCCAUUCAGUAUUAUGAGCGAAUUGGUAACUUUCCGAACGGUGAUGCCAUUGCUCAAUUCAACCUCGGUUGUUUGUUUCGAGAUGGAGUUCAAGGAACGCUCAGUGCUGAUAAGGAAAAAGCCUUUCAAUACUACAAGUGGGCAGCCGAUCAAGGACAACCCAAUGCUCAAAGUGAGUUAGGGGAGGCCUAUCUCGUUGGCCAAGAGCCAGCCCAUACCUUAUUGGAUGCCUCUAUUGCAUUAAAGUAUUUGGAACAAGCUGCACAACAGGGAAUUGUAUCUGCUGCCUAUAAUUUAGGAGUGGCUUAUCGAGAUGGCACAAACUUACUAGUAACUACUCAAGACUAUGCCAUGGCCAUGAAAUACUUUGAAAUGGCUGCCGAGCAACAUUAUGCACCGGCUCUUUUCAAUCUUGGAGUACUCUAUUUCAAUGGAAGAGGAGCUGAAAGGAAUAUCAAGAAGGCAUUGCACUAUUUUGAACAUGCUGCUCGUCAUGAAGAUGCUGAUUCUUUGGCAGUGUUGGGAGCCAUCUACUUGGAAGGUAUUCAAGUGAAAAGAGAUUCUUUAAAAGCACUCGAAUACUUUCAAAAAGCAGCCAAAUUGGGUCAUGUAGAUUCUAGUUUUAACGUGGGACGUCUUUACGAAGAAGGAGCAGAAGGGUUUUCACCCAAUUAUGUCAAAGCAGUAGAGUAUUAUGAAUUAGCAUCAAAAUUGGGCUGUAUGGAGGCAAACUAUAACUUGGGUUGUUUGUAUGUGAACGAUGUCGAGGGAAUUCCACAAAACUUGUCCAAAGCUCGUCACUAUUUUGAACUAGCUGCCGAACACAAUGAUGCCUCUGCUCAAUUCACCCUGGGAGUCAUGUAUGAAAAUGGAGAGGGAGUGGAAGUAAAUUUAGCCAAGGCCAUGACGUACUACGAGCAAGCAGCUCAACAAAAUCAUUCCAAAGCAAAAGAGCGUUUAAGGGAUCUCAAAGAGUGGUGA